UCAAAUAGCUUUCACCCUACGAUCACUAUAUUUAACCGUCAUCUCAAUCAUCUCUUUUUCGAGGUGGAAGUGCUUGGAAUCUUUGGAAUCGUUGGGUUUUGCUUUUGCGGUGAUUUGAAGUAAAUCUCUUUCUGUCUUUCCUUCUUCUUCUUUGCAAAAGAUGGCUUCAAAUCAACCUCCUCCCAAUCUACCGCCUGGUUGGGUACAACAGUAUGACGCAAAUGCAGGCAGAUUCGUAUUCAUUGAAACUGCUACCGGUCGUACAAGCUGGCAACCACCAACUGCUGCUUCUCCCCCCAGACCAACACAUCCUCAAGGUCAAGCAAGAAUGUCAAUGCCGCCAAUGCAAGGUCCACCUGUUAUGCGUCAAUCAUUAGCUGCUCAAGGAGCUCCACAAUUUGGAGCACCUGCCAAUCCACCGCCACAAAUGAACAGUCCUGCUGUUUCUCCUCCACCAACAACAACGGGUGCUUCCAAAAGAAGAGCUUACCCAACAGCCCACAUGGCAGCAAACAGUAUAAGCUUCAGCGGAGGUUUCGAUCCUGGUGCUCAAUAUAACGCAGGUGCUAAUCCAGCUGUUGGACUAGAUGCUCAAAAUGCCAAUUCACAGUUGUUCACACCUGGUGCUCCUGAACCAAAUGCUGCUGCUGCACCCGCACAACCCGCUCAAUUUCAACCUCAGCCUACUCCUCCAUCAAACCCUUAUGGUCAUCAACAUGCUCCUUCCGCCGCACCUGCAAUGGGAGGAUAUGGUCAAAAUGGAGCAUCAUCUUUCAAUCAAAUGGCAAACCAAUUCCAAGGCAUGGGCAUAGGAGGCGCAAAGGGCAACCCUUUGGUCACUGUCAAUCUGUCCAACGCACAGCCCAAUUUGGCCGAUUUAGAGCGACCUCCGCCAGAGAUCAGACUACCACCAAAUGCCAGCGUUUCCACCAACCCAAAAGCAAACGCAGACCCUUCUUAUCAGAGAUGCACAUUGAACGCCAUCCCAACUACUUCCUCUUUAUUGACCAAAUCAAGAUUGCCCCUAGGUUUGGUUCUGUCACCUUACCGCUCGGUUCGUGAGGAAGAUGGUGAUGAGCCCGUGCCUGUUGUUACGGAUACCGUCAUUGCUCGUUGUCGUAGAUGUAGAACGUACAUCAAUCCUUACGUUCAAUUCAUUGAAAAUGGUAACAGAUGGAAAUGUUGUAUGUGUAAUAUCUCAAACGAGGUUCCGCAAUUGUUUGAUUGGGAUCAAGAAAAGAAUCAACCAGCCGAUCGAUGGUCAAGACCUGAGCUGAAUCACAGCGUUGUAGAGUUCAUCGCUCCUCGCGAAUAUAUGGUGCGUCCACCUCAACCUCCUGUUUACGUAUUCUUGAUCGAUGUCUCUGUAGCUGGAAUUGCAUCAGGAAUGGCUGCUACAGCUGCACGUACAAUUUUGGAAUCUCUUGAUCGCCUACCAAAUUCUGACAAUCGAACAAAGGUUGCCUUGAUUGGUGUUGAUGCAAGCUUGCAUUUCUUCUGCUUGCCUGCUGGAGUUUCUGAGCCGGAAAUGUUGGUGGUCAGUGAUUUGGACGAUGUUUUCCUACCCAAGCCUAACGAUAUCCUCGUCAAUCUAUCCGAAUCAAGAGCAGGGUUCGAGGCUUUACUCACUCGUUUGGGAGAUAUGUUCAAAGACAAUACUUCUUCUGGAUCCGCCAUGGGAGCUGCAUUGCAAGCUGCUUACAAACUUAUCUCACCUAUUGGAGGUAAGAUUAUCACCUUGACUGCAUCUUUGCCAAAUGUCGGACCUGGUGCAUUGAAGGUGCGUGAGGACCCAAAGCUACUGGGAACAUCAAAAGAGAGCACACUAUUGGGAGCAGCUUCUACCUUUUACAAAACAUUCCCGAUCGAUUGUUCGCGCAGUCAAGUAUCCGUGGAUAUGUUCUUGUUUGCAUCAGGUUAUGCAGACGUAGCAACUUUGAGCUGCUUGCCUCGUUAUACUGGUGGUCAGACAUACUUCUACAAGGGAUUCAGUGCAGCACGAUCAGAGGAUGCGCUUAAGUUUGCUCACGAAUUUGGAGCAGUGCUAGCAAGUCCGAUCAGUUACGAAGCAGUUUUGCGUCUACGUUGCACAAAAGGUCUUCGUGCAACUCAAUUUUACGGAAACUUCUUUGUUCGUUCAACAGAUCUUUUGGCAUUGCCUGCUGUUCCUUUGGAUCAAAACUACGCAAUUGAAUGCGAGAUUGAAGAAACGAUUAAUGCGCCAUUUGUCGUUUUCCAAUCUGUCGUCUUGCACAGUACAAGCUAUGGGGAGCGUAGAAUUCGUGUGGUAAAUCUUGCGUUGCCAACGACCAGCAGUAUGUCAGAAGUUUACUCGAGCGCUGAUCAAGUUGCCAUUGCAUCAUUGUUGGCCAGCAAAGCAGUCGAACGCAGUAUUCACGCCCGUUUGGAAGAUGCUCGUGAUGCAUUGAUGAACAAAGCGGUUGACAUCUUCUCGACGUACAAGAGCACAAUGACGAGUGCAGGAACUGGACCGAGUCCACAACUCAGUAUUUCCAACAAUAUGGCAUUGUUACCAUUGCUUGUUCUUGGUUUGAUGAAGAAUGUGGCUCUGCGAUCGAGUGCACAAAUUCCAUCAGAUUUGCGUUCGUACGCUCAAGCAUUGUUGACGACAAUGCCAAGUCAACAAUUGGUUCCUUACCUCGUUCCAAACUUGUAUGCAUUGCAUAGUAUGUCACCCGAAGCAGGAACGCGACCAGAAGGAGGAGCAUUGGUGAUGCCUCAAAAGUUGAACUUAUCAUCCGAACACUUUGAACGAUAUGGACUGUAUAUCAUCGAGAACGGUCAAUCGAUCUUCCUGUGGUUGGGUAGAGAUGCAGUGCCGCAACUUUGCGUUGACGUGUUUGAUGCUCCAACCUAUUCUGCCGUUCAAGGAGGAAAGACUACAUUGCCCAAAUUGGAGAACAGUAUGAACCAACGUGUAAAUGCGAUCGUUGAACAUAUUCAAACAUCAAGACGUGGUGUUUAUAGACCGGACGUGUAUGUUGUCAAGGAGGAUGGCGAACCAAGCUUGCGUUUAUGGGCAUUAUCGAUGUUGAUCUUGGACAGAUAUGAACAAACACCAAGUUAUCAACAAUUGUUGGGCAUGUUGAGAGAUCGGGUGAAUGGAGGAUCAUAGACAUAUGCUCACACAAUAACACAAAAAUACCACACCCUUUCUUCCAUGUUCACACAUUCUUUUUCUUCAGUCAUCUUGCUCCUCUUUCUUGAAAGCCACUCCCAAAAAAGCAAGGUUGAAUUGUUCUCUAGAUUCACGAAAAAGCAUACCUUAUAAUGAGAUAAAAUCACUGUCAAA
Messenger RNA from Meira miltonrushii, 3313 nucleotides. RefSeq names its product protein transport protein SEC24. Gene Ontology annotation, cellular component: COPII vesicle coat; endoplasmic reticulum exit site. The record is from RefSeq and is a predicted model, not a curated record. Gene Ontology annotation, molecular function: SNARE binding; zinc ion binding. The transcript has a single exon. Lineage: Eukaryota; Fungi; Basidiomycota; Exobasidiomycetes; Exobasidiales; Brachybasidiaceae. The coding region runs from base 161 to 3136 and encodes 991 amino acids. Gene Ontology annotation, biological process: COPII-coated vesicle cargo loading; intracellular protein transport; endoplasmic reticulum to Golgi vesicle-mediated transport.